UUCUUCCCCGGCGGAAUAUGACUACUACCGAUCGACUUCCCACCGGCGCCGCUGGUCAUUUCGACUACAUCGUUGUCGGCGGCGGAACCGCUGGCUGUGUUAUCGCAAGUCGCCUUUCCAGCUACUUACCACACAAGAACAUCCUUGUGAUUGAAGGCGGACCCAGCGAUGUCGGCGAUGAUCGAGCUCUCAUCCUCAAAGAUCGGUUCAAAAUGCAAGGAACGGAGUUGGAUUAUGCUUAUACCAGUGUGGAACAACUGAAGGGAAACAGCAAUAUCCUUCACUCUCGGGCAAAGAUCUUGGGCGGUUGUUCUAGCCAUAAUGACAUGGUUUCGUUUCGUACGCCCGAGUACGACGCAUACACGUGGGAAAGGCUAGGAUGCAAAGGGUGGUCUUUUGACACUUUCAAACGACUGUACCAGCAACUGCGCGUCAUCACCUACCCGAGCGCUCACCCUCGAGACCAGAACCAGCUGAGCAAGGAUUGGAUUCUAUCUGCGCACCGUGGUCUUGGACUGCCGCUCGUGAAGGAUUUCAAUAAGGGCAUCACCUCGAGCUCGGGGCUCACAGAGGGUGCUGGAUGGACUCCUUUAUCUUACAAUCCGGAGAAUGGUUGGCGCGGUAGCGCCAGCGCAUCGUACAUCCAUCCGAUUCUUCGUGGGGAUGAGAAACGGCCGAACCUCACGAUUCUCACAAACGCAUGGGUCUCUCGCGUCAACCUCCAAGGAGACACCGCGACGAGCGUCAAUGUCACAACAAGCGAUGGACUGAGACAUGUCGUCCGUGCCGCGGCUGAGAUCAUUCUUUGUGCCGGAGCCAUCGAUACGCCACGACUGAUGCUACUCUCCGGUCUCGGCCCUCGAGAUCGACUGGAACCGGUCAGCAUCCCUGUAGUAAAGGAUAUACCCGGGGUUGGAGAGAAUCUCCAGGACCAUCCCUGUACGCUUGUCCAGUUUGAGCUCCAUGAUGAGGUGCCCGGAAAUACAGCAACACACUCAGACGUGCUAGCAUUUCUCCGACAUAAGCCUUACAACUGGGCAGGCGAUGAUGGCAAUAUCCCUGAUAUCCUCUUACACAUGUGGCAGCUCAACGAUGAUAUGACGCCGGAUGGGUAUGAAAGGCCAAAACAUCCGUUCAUUAUCCUGCCAGUCGUGCUACGCACACAUACACGAGGCAGUGUAUACUUGAAGUCAAAAGACCCGCAAGAGAAGCCAGCCAUUGAUUUCAGAUAUUUCGAAGAUCCCGAUGGCUACGACGCAGAUAUUCUGGUGGCUGGCAUCAAGGCUGCCAGAAGGAUGGCCGCGUCUGAGCCCCUCAGGAGCUGGAUCAAGCACGAAGUAGCGCCUGGGGCUCAUAUAACUUCAGACGAGGAGUUGAACAGAUAUGCUCGUGCAGCUUCCCAGACCAUGUUUCACCCGGCUUGUACUACGAAGAUGGGAGACGUGCUCAAUGACCCAAAGGCUGUGGUUGAUUCUCGCCUUUGUGUCAGGGGGGUCAAUAACCUUCGGAUUGCAGACGCUGGGAUAUUCCCCACUAUGAUAACGGUGAAUUUGAUGCUCACCGUGUUGGCGGUUGGUGAACGGGCGGCUGAAUUGAUAGCAGAGGAUGCUGGGUGGCAUGGUCCCAAGUCCAGGAUGUAG
Molecule: messenger RNA, 1640 nt
Organism: Trichoderma citrinoviride
Lineage: Eukaryota; Fungi; Ascomycota; Sordariomycetes; Hypocreales; Hypocreaceae
Product: GMC oxidoreductase
Exons: 2
Coding region: 18-1640 (540 amino acids)
Molecular function (GO): flavin adenine dinucleotide binding; oxidoreductase activity, acting on CH-OH group of donors
Source: RefSeq, a predicted model, not a curated record